Messenger RNA from Symbiodinium pilosum, 2271 nucleotides. The record is from the annotation of a GenBank genome assembly. Lineage: Eukaryota; Dinophyceae; Suessiales; Symbiodiniaceae.
AUGCUGACUGGCGCCUUGGUGCGGUGGUCAGAACGCGCCCGAAUGCUGGGGCUCUUGAGCUCCACUCGGCUGAAGUCCGUGUACAAGGAUGGCAAGCAGUUGGAGUUCUUGCUCUCGAACAACGAGACCUUGUGGCUGAACGUGGACGACAUGUCUGCAGAAAAUGACAUCUGGACUUUUCUGCUGGACCUUAGCCGUGUUCCAAUGGAGAGCCUGGUGCCCGCCGAGCCGCCGCAAGAGCAGGAUCCCUGGCAGGAUGGCUCCUGGAAACGUCGUGCAAAGGAGAUGUGGGAGCGAAAGGAAGAGGAGCCAGCAAAGGAGCCGGCAACUGGCAACUGGUGGGAGGACAAGGGCACGGCAAAAGAAAACGCCGCAGCUAAUCACGCCACUGCCAGUACACAGCGAUGCUGGGAGUUCGAGAAGAACGGCUCCUGCAAGCAUGCGGAGAAGUGCCGUUUUUCGCAUGGCAAUGUCCCGACCGCUGGCUCCGGGGGUCGCUCCCGUGGAUCAGAUCAGACCUGCAUCCACUACCAGCGAGGCACGUGCCGCUAUGGUGAUCGAUGCUUCAAGAAGCAUGAGGCCGCCUCCAAAGACUGGGCACCGCCUCAGGACGGUGACUCCUGUGACACAGUGACAAUGUUGGGCUCCAUUUUCGCGGGGUGCCUGGGCACAGCUGCUGGGUACAGUGCCUCGCCCCUGAUAGAUGCGUUAGAUGAGCCAGUCCUCGCGCGGACCCUCCGAGUAGGAACCACAGCUGCUGCUGCUGCUUUGGCGGUUCAGCUGUGCGUGCUGGAACGCGCUGGCAAAGGCUCCAAAGAGCUGGAGAAGAAUGAGGAUAAGACUCUGACCUUCCGGGAGGAGGAUGGCCUGACCAAGCUCGUGCCCUUGAUCCCAGAGCCGAAGGCAGAGAACAAGCAGGAGCUCAAGAAGUACACUGUGGCCGAGGUGGCCAAACACAACUCCCGGGAAAGCAUUUGGGUCAUCAUCGACGGCCGCGUGUACGACCUGACUAGGUAUGUUGACAAGCAUCCAGGGGGACAUCUGAUGAUAGAGAACAUGGCAGGAAAGGAUUGUACAGACGCCUUUGCGAACUACCACACAGCCAGGGUGUACAAGCACAUGUUGCCGCCAAUGCUGAUUGGCGAGGCUACGGAUGUGGAGGUGCCUCCGCACGUCCAGGACUUCAGGGCCAUUCGCCAGGAGCUUCUUCGACGCGGUCUUUUCGAGACGGACAUGCGCUUCUAUGCCAAAAUGGCGGCAUGGCUCGUGUCGCUGUUCCUCCUGUCGUUGUACCUCUCCCUAGGCUGCGCUUCCGGAAAAGCACACCUGGCGGGCGCAGCGGUCAUGGGCUUGUUCUGGCAGCAAUUGGCUGGAAUUGGCCACGACCAGGGCCACAGCGGUAUCACCCACAAAUUCCACGUAGACCACCAGAUCUGCUCGAUGCUCGUGUGCUUCAUGGGCAUCUCUGUUUGCUGGUGGAAGCGCAACCACAACACGCACCACAUAGUCUGCAAUUCAAUCGAGCAUGACCCGGACAUUCAGCACAUGCCAGCUUUGGCAGUGACGCCGGAGAUCUUCAAGAAGCCGUUCUGGAGCACAUAUUACAACGAGCUCAAAGCGAUGGACCGCAUUGCGAAGUUCAUGGUCAGCUACGAGCAUAUCCUUUUCUACCCGAUCAUGAUGGUCGCACGGUUUAACCUCUAUGCUCAGUCCCUCAUCCAGCUCUUUGCGAAGGAGCCUUUGCACUAUAGAAAGACGGAACUCUGCGCCUUUGCCAUUUAUUUCUGCUGGAUAGCAAACCUUGUCUUGUCGCUGCCAAGCUGGUCGGAGACGUUUGGCUGGCUCCUUGUGAGCCAUGCAGUGUCUGGCCUGUUACACGUUCAGAUCUGCUGCUCCCAUUUCUCCAUGGAAACGUACCAUGGCCACGCCUACAACGGUGCGGAUGACGAGUGGUACAUCACACAGCUCAAGACAACCAUGAACUUUGACACGCCGCCAGUGUUGGACUGGGUGCACAUUGGCCUCCAGUUUCAGAUCGAGCACCAUCUUUUUCCUCGUCUACCUCGGCACAAUCUCCGCGAAGCUCGGAAACUUGUGAAAGAGGUGUGCAAGAAGCACAACAUUCACUACCACGAGCCAGGUUUCUUCCAGGCAAACCUGGAGACUCUGCAGUGCCUGUGGCGCGCAGCGAAGGCGGCGCGAUCCGCAAAACGCGGGGAGAGCGGCUUCUACGAGAGCUGCCUGUGGGACGGCCUGAACCUGAAUGGCUGA